AUGGCUCUUCCAAGAACAGGAGUAAACUCUAUGAAAGAUUACUUGAAAAAGUAUGAAAGUAGUGAUGCAGCUAUAGACAAGAAAAGGAAGAAGAAGAAGCCAUCCAAACCCGAACCAAGAGGUGUUUUAGUUGUGGAUGAAGAUCCAGUUUGGCAAAAGCAGGUUGAUCCUGUAGAGGAAGAAAAUGAAGAUGAUUUAGCAGAGGAAAGGCCUGUGGUUGAUGAGGACAUUGAAGUUAAGAGAAUGAGGAGGUUGGAGGAAAUUAAGGCAAGGCGUGCUCAAAAUGCCAUUGCUGAGGAUGGGAGUGGGUGGGUGACGUUACCUCAAGACCGUGAGGACGCGAGAUCUGAUAUUUCUCCUCCUCGUAGACAAAGGACUCGCAAUGACUCGCCAUCCCCUGAGCCUGGGCCUAGACGUUCGGUUUCUGACAGAGUUGAAACAGAUAUGUCACCACCACGUCGGAGAAAACGUCACCAUACGCCUUCACCUGAACCUAGCAGGAAACACGCCAAGCCUGUUAGUUUGGAUUCUGAUGUCUCACCACCUCGCAAAAGAAAAGCAAGGAAUGACUCGCCUUCACCAGAACCUGAAGAUAAAGUCCGGCGUGAAGAUCUAUCUCCUCCUCGGAGGAGACAUGUUCAAUCUCCAUCUGAAAGAAGCAGAAAGCGUUCAGACUCCGUUGAGUUGGAUGGUGAUUUAUCUCCGCCUCGCAGGAAAAGAGAUUCACGUGGUUCGCCUGUCUCAGAUGUUAAAUGGGAGAGCGAUGAUCUUUCUCCUCCAAGGAGAAAACGAUAUCAUUCCCCAUCACCUGAUCCGGGUAGAAAGCCUUCAAAAUUUUCUGGCUCGAAUUCUGAUUUAUCUCCACCCCGCAGGAAUGUGAAUGUGAGAGGUUCUCGAGAUUCAGACCUUUCGCCUCAAAGAAAAACCGUGGAUUCUCGACCUUCUUCUGAAAAUGUGUCCAGGAGUUCGAAUUUUGAUAGUUCUCCCCCAAGGAGACCACGCAGAGAAUCACCACCUCCUCAAACAAGCAAGGAGCAACGAAAGACCGGAUUAAUUAGUGGGAAAGACAUUGGAAGUGAAUAUCGAAAGAAGAAGGAGGAUGAGCAAUUGAGGUUUAAAAAUAUGGAUUCUGAGCUAACCGGUCAGAAUGCAGAAGCAGUGUUCCGUGACAAGAUCACAGGGAAGCGUAUAUCAAAAGAGGAAUAUCUACAAUCGAAGCAGAAAAAGGUGGUGGAAAAGCCAAAGGAGAUAAAACUGGAAUGGGGCAAAGGUUUGGCUCAGAAGCGUGAAGCAGAAGCUAGACUACAAGAAAUUGAGGAAGAGAAGGAGAAACCAUUUGCUCGGACCAGGGAUGAUCCAGAGCUUGAUCAAAUGAUGAAGGAAAGAGUUAGAUGGGGAGAUCCAAUGGCACAUUUGGUCAAGAAAAAGCAGCACGAGACAUCUCUUGUGGAUCUAGGGGACGAUGAUAGGAUGAAAGAAUCUGGAUUCGUCAUACCACAAAGUGUCCCGAAGCACAGCUGGAUAACUAGAGGAUUAGAAGCUGCAUCAAAUCGGUAUGGUAUCAAACCCGGUAGACACUGGGAUGGAGUUGACCGCAGUACCGGAUAUGAGAGGCAAAUGUUUAAGAAAACAAAUGAGAAGAAAGCAACGGAGAGAGAAGCUUACCUCUGGUCUGUGUCUGAUAUGUGA
Thlaspi arvense is the source of this 1689-nucleotide messenger RNA. Lineage: Eukaryota; Viridiplantae; Streptophyta; Magnoliopsida; Brassicales; Brassicaceae. The record is from the annotation of a GenBank genome assembly.